Nezara viridula (southern green stink bug) is the source of this 1029-nucleotide messenger RNA. NCBI's taxonomy places the organism in Eukaryota, Metazoa, Arthropoda, Insecta, Hemiptera, Pentatomidae. The record is from the annotation of a GenBank genome assembly.
GUUGCUAUGUGAUAAAUAGUCAUAAAUUUCUUUGCUUUUAUUUAUUUGAGGUUUAUUUAUUUACAGAGUUGAGUUUCUUGGACCAUUAGCUGCGAUGUACCCGUUCAGCAUGUCCUCCAACGGAGGGUUCAAGGAGUACUUCAGAGGGUUCUCCGUGGCCAUGCUUCCAGGCCAGGAACGAGAGGACGUCGAGAAGGGUGGCAAGAUCAUCAUGCCGCCGAACGCCCUGGAGGCUCUCACCAGACUCAACGUCACCUACCCCAUGCUCUUCAAGCUCAGGAACCCCAAGAGCAAGAGGAUAACUCACUGCGGGGUCCUCGAGUUCGUCGCCGAUGACGAUAAUGUCUAUCUGCCGCACUGGAUGAUGAUGAACCUCUCCCUCGAAGAAGGAGGUAGAGUCGAAGUGGAGAGCGCUUCUCUACCAGUAGCGACCUUCUCCAGAUUUCAGCCGCAGUGUCCAGACUUCCUCGACAUCUACAAUCCCAAAGCCGUCCUGGAGAACACACUCAGAGGAUUCGCCUGCCUCACUGCUGGCGACAUCAUCAACAUCAAGUACAACCAGAAGAAUUACGAACUUUCAGUAUUGGAGACGCAGCCGGGAGACGCUGUUUCCAUCAUAGAGUGCGAUAUGAACGUGGACUUCGCUCCUCCUGUGGGUUACGUCGAGCCGCAGGUAGAAAAACCGCCGGAACCAGAGGAAGAGGAGAUGGUCACUGACGUGUUUGUUCCUUUCAGCGGCGCUGGAGUCAGGCUGGACGGCAAGACGAAGAAGCGGAACGAUCUUUCUCCACUGCCUAAGAGGGUCUCGACGGUGAGAGGUAUCCCGGACAACGACUGGACGGUAGGGACUUUGGUCUUCAUGAGGAACGUCCGACCAAAAGAAACUGCUGAGAAAAAAGAUGAAGAAAAGUUCCAGCCAUUUUCGGGAGCAGGAAAUUCUUUAAGCUAACCUCUAUGUAAAACUCCAUGACAGCAAAUAGCAUGUGCUUUUGUUUUAAUUGUAAUUUAAUAUGUUUUUUUUUCAAUUUU